Molecule: messenger RNA, 1497 nt
Organism: Phanerochaete carnosa HHB-10118-sp
Lineage: Eukaryota; Fungi; Basidiomycota; Agaricomycetes; Polyporales; Phanerochaetaceae
Exons: 7
Coding region: 37-1302 (421 amino acids)
Biological process (GO): D-xylose metabolic process
Cellular component (GO): cytoplasm
Molecular function (GO): NAD+ binding; UDP-glucuronate decarboxylase activity
Source: RefSeq, a predicted model, not a curated record
GUUCCCCCAUCUUCUUGUCUAUAUAGUACUUCCAGCAUGUCCUCGACCGUCCGCACUCUCGACAAGAACGGGAAAGAUAUCAAUAUUGUCGGAUUUCAGCGGUUCGGCUUCGACUGCGAGGUGUCGCUCGACGUUCUCCGUUUACUCUACUUGAGGAAACACUAUGUCAAGACUGUCACGUCCUCCAGCGAGUCUGUGAAAGAUGACGAACAGGAUGAAAGCAGCGCAACUGCUUACUUCUCCAAGUCCAUCUACCACGCCGACACUCAGUCGAUCUCUUAUACCACACUCUCUCGUUUUCCUCCAGUAAAGCUCCUUCCUCCUUCCAAGCGCAAGCGCAUCCUCGUUACUGGCGGUGCUGGCUUCGUUGGAUCUCAUCUUGUUGACCGUCUCAUGGUCCUCGGCCAUGAGGUCACUGUCCUCGAUAAUUUCUUUACUGGCUCUAAGACAACGGUCAGUCACUGGGUCGGCCACCCGAACUUCGAGAUGGUCCGUCAUGAUGUCGUAGAGCCCUUCAUGAUUGAGUGCGACCAGAUUUAUCAUCUUGCGUGUCCGGCGUCGCCACCACACUACCAGUACAAUGCUGUUAAAACCAUCAAGACAUCUUUCAUGGGCACAUUGAACAUGCUUGGUCUCGCAAAGCGCACUAAAGCUCGCUUCCUUAUUUCCAGUACAUCUGAGGUCUAUGGCGACCCUGAGGUCCACCCUCAGCCAGAAGACUACUGGGGCCAUGUCAACCCCAUUGGCCCUCGUGCUUGCUACGAUGAAGGCAAGCGAGUCGCCGAGACGUUGACUUACGGUUUCCAUCGUCAGGAUGGUGUCGACGUGCGCGUCGCUCGUAUCUUCAAUACAUAUGGUCCUCGCAUGAACCCAUUCGAUGGCCGCGUCGUUUCGAACUUCAUCGUCCAGGCGCUUCGCGGCGAGGACAUGACCGUCUACGGCGACGGCAAGCAGACGCGCUCCUUCCAGUACAUUCACGACCUCAUCGACGGUCUCAUUGCCCUGAUGAACUCUGGCGAGACGCGCCCGGUCAACAUCGGCAAUGGCGACGAGUUCACCAUCGGUGAGUUCGCGGAGCUCGUCCGCGAGAUCGUCGAGAAGGUCCAGAGGGAGGACGGUGUCGAGCCAAAGCGCGUCAACAUUGUCUAUAAGCCGAUGCCUACCGACGACCCCCAGAAGCGCAGGCCCGACACCACGCGCGCGAAGGAGGUCCUCGAGUGGCAGCCCCGCUGGACUGUGCGUAUGGGUCUCGAGGAGAUGGUCCGUUACUACAAGGCGAAGAUGGAGGAGGGAAGCAUCUAGGAUGCGCAGAACUUUGUGCUGAGAACGGCCGAGGAGGGUAACUGCCGAACAGCCAUCCGACUUUCUUGCUACUCACGGUCCUCUGGAUUUGUCAUCUGUUAUACUACUAUUCCCGGUCAAAUUAGUGUUGCGCUGUGUAUUGAAACAGUUGAUAUAGGCUGAAAUAUAGAAGAGACUCUCCAAAAGACAUUUCCC